Physella acuta is the source of this 2100-nucleotide messenger RNA. RefSeq names its product B9 domain-containing protein 1. Gene Ontology annotation, cellular component: MKS complex. Gene Ontology annotation, biological process: cilium assembly. The record is from RefSeq and is a predicted model, not a curated record. NCBI's taxonomy places the organism in Eukaryota, Metazoa, Mollusca, Gastropoda, Physidae.
UUUAAAAUGGCGGCUCCUUCAGUGUUUUUGGUAAUGGUGAGCGGACAAAUCGAGUCUGCAGAGUUUCCAGAAUUUGAUGAUAUAUACUGCAAGUAUUGCUUCUCAUAUGGACUUGAUUGGGCCAUCACUUCAGGUCUUGAAGAGAGUAUAACACAAAUUACUAAAAAGACCAGAGAUCAAUAUCAAAGAUUUGUUUGGAAUUUCCCAAUCGAUGCCACAUUCAAGAGCACAAGUCCUGCAGGCUGGCCACAACUAGUUGUCUAUGCAUAUGGCCUGGAUGCCUUUGGAACAGAUGUUGUGCGUGGUUAUGGUGUUUGCCAUGUACCAAUUACACCUGGAAGACAUCGCCUUAAAAUUCCCAUGUUUGUACCAGAAUCUUCUUCACUGUUCCAAAAAUUUACUUCCUGGUUCUUGGGUCGACGCCCUGAAUAUGUCAACCCCAGGGUAGUAGCACAGGGAGAGGGAAGAGAAGUGACAAGAGUGAGAAGUCAGGGCUUUGUUACAGUAUCAUUUAACAUCAUCAUGAAAGACAUGAAGAAGCUUGGCUAUGAUGUUUCACCCUCUGAUGUUCAAAAUCCAUCCAUUCCUGAGACAGUCAAUGCCAUCAGCAGCUCCUAAUGCACUCCACCAUUCAGUUACAUCAAGUCUUGUCAGCUUGAUAGUCGAAGCAUGAGUCACAAUGGUGCCUUUGGAGGUGUAUAUUUUAAUUGUAUCAAUAGCCUACUUAGUGUAAGUUAAAUAUAUUAAUAACUACUCAUUUUGUUUUGAUAUAUUAUUUAAAAUAAUCUGUAAGCAGUAAUAAUGUAUAUGUUUGUUGAAGAUUAUUUAAAAAAAUCUAUGGUUAUAGGCAAAUUGCAUCAGUUUUAUGAUGUUGUUUUAGUGUCAUGUUCUACAACACUUACGCGGCUGCCAACUUCAUUAGAAGGUAUUUGUGAUUUCAGUGUAAAUAACAAGAUCAAAAUAUUUAUGUUUUAUUUUUCUUCACAGCCAUUUACUUUAUUACAUAAAUUAUAUUGGUUGAUGAAAUUUAAUUAUUUUGUUACUAAUGUAGUUUGAAUUGUUUGAAUGAAACAUUGUCAUUUAGAUGACAUUAUUGAGUUCAGUAUGUUAUGAGACUCAUGAUACUUUAAUGUUCUUUUAAUAAAAACUGAACAAAUGCUGUAUUGAAAGGCUACGGUAGACCAGUGACCAAAACAAGGUCACUUCCUACUGGUUUGUACAGAGUAAUUAGAUGGCUCUUCAAAAUGUAUUGCUACACCACUGGGUCUGUCAGCUGUUUAACCUUUGACACAAGAAUUUGCAUACAUCUGUUGAUCUGUCCUGAAGACUAGGAAUUUCUCCACAGUUGGUCUAUUUUUAACCCAGAAAAAGGAUCCUACCUUGGCAGCAUAUUUUUCCUAUACUUUGCUGGUUUUUUCCCUCCCAGAGAUAUUAAAAUAAUAUGUAAUGAAAUACUGUACAUACAUUUUGUUUUCUCAGUCCCUCCAAUUUUAUUAAUUAUACAUAAGUAUAAGUUUGUAAUUAUUAAUUUUCACAUGUAAACUCUUAUUUUAUUUUGUCAGAAGUUUUAAUGCCAAUGUUGUGAUGUCACCUGUGUUUAGCCAACAUUUGUUUCUGUGAAAUUAAAUUGUUUGUUGUAGUUUUUAUCCAGUUAUGCUAAAAUUUGUUAAAAAUUUGAACUUUAAAAAAAAAACAAUACAUAUUUUCUUUCUAAUUUUUUAUAUGAGGUUAAUUAACUUCUUAAAGAUGUAGUAAUUUGUAACAUUAUUUAUACUUCUGAAGUUGAAACUAAAUUCUAUGAGUGCAGCUGUUGAAAGGGAAAUAACUCUGUUGGUUGAUCUAAGGGAGACAACUUGAUUGAUUAAGUCCUACAACGUUUACUAGUGGGAUUUGCUUACUUAGUCAGCUGAGUCUUUUCACUGAGAAAUUGGACUCCCUGUGUGUGUGGUUAAAGAAAACACUACUCAUAACUACUUGUAAUAUUAGUUUUUUUAGUUAGCCUUUUAAAAAAAAAUGUCAGCAUGUUGGUUAAAAAUGGAAAACGGACUCAUAUCAAUAUAUUUUUUAUGGAGUAUUGUAGAAAAUAAAAUCUUUUUAAUG